AUCUGCAAUACACCUUUCUAUCCACAAGAUGUAGCUAUUGAUAUAGAAAUAAAAGAGAAACUAAUAAGAAUUUCAAACAAAGAUCAAGUUUAUAAAAUUGCAGGCACAGUGCUGUGUCAGCACCUUAGAAGGCUAUAGCCUCACCCUAUGGCCAAUAGCAAUCAUCCAGGAAGUAAUAAGCCCAGCACUCACCGAGUGAUUGUGCUAUUACACAAUACACACAGCAUAGCGUACGUGAGGACUACAUGCAAUAGGACCUGCAGAAAAGCUUUCACUCACAGUUUACAUCCGGUGAGUAUACGUCAAAGGCUGAAUCAACAUAAGGGCAGGGUGUGGCAAAGUAAAGGGCUGUGUUCUCAUACAAUAAAAGGACACACUAAGGAUUAAUCUUGGCAGACAAGUUUCAUUCAUUACACUGUCAUGGCUGGGAGAGGGAAACCGCGCAAGCUAAACAGUCUCGACGCUGAGUGCACUAAAGUAAGUUCUCCUGAUUUAACAGAAGGGAAGCAGAGUGAAAAACAAACGAAACAGAAACCAAAGAAAGCGGAGCAGAAAAAUCCAAACAAAGCUGAAAAAAAGUUUCCUCCUGACAGUGCCAGAGGAGAAUCUCAACACAGCAGAGCGCAGAGAACUUGUGCGACCAGGACCAAGUCAACAGAACAACUUCCACUGGAGAAACUGGAGAAAAAGGAAAUUCCAAAAACCACAAGAACAAAAAGAUGUUCUGACAGGACAAAAUCACAAGGACUUGAAGAGGAAGUAAAGCCAGAGACUCCAGAGGGUACCAGAAAAACAAACCCACGUGUUAGGAAAGCCAAACCAUCAGAAAUGACUGAGAUACAGCUAAAAGAUCCUACAGAGGAUUCUGUGGACACUGUCAAAGCAAAAGCCUGUGGCACCAAGCCAAGAUUAAGAGAACAACUUGAUGCAAAGAUGCAAAAUGAGCAAUAUUUUGAGAAGAUACCAAAGGCAGAGCAACAGACUCCAAAGAAUACAAGAGAGGCUUCAGAACAGACCACAAAAACCGAAAUAUGUGCUGGCAAAGCCAAAUCGCCACCAGCAAAAGCCUGUGGUGCCAAGCCAAAAGUAGAAGUACAAUCUGCUGUGCAGGAUACAAAGGUUGCACCAGGAAAAUCUGAGGACUUAAAAAGGAAAGACAUGACCGAAGAAAAAGCUUCAACAGAUUAUAUCCUUAAGGAAACUCUGAAAAAAAUGAAAAUUAAAAUGAUUGACAAAACAAACGCAGCAGAAGUCAUAAAUGCGAUAAUACGAAAUAUAAUCAAUCAUUUAAAACAGAAUACAUUAAGCUUUAAUGACGUACAAGAACCCCUAAAAACAGGAAGCUACUAUGAAAAUCUAAAGAUUUGUAAUCCCGAUGAAUUUGACGUCAUGCUGCCCAUCUUGGUUGAUCGGGUGAAACUUGCACCAUUUGGAACUGAUGGCGCAUUUUACAGUGUGGAAUUAAAACGUGGCCAGAAGAAUCUGGAAAGAUUUCUAGAAAAUGGCAUUUUAUCUGCUACCAAGAUGCUCAAUGAGUUCAGAGAAGAAGUGAAGAAAUGUGUCAAGAAUUUUACUGGAUGGAAGGUGGACAAGAAGAAAAAAGGCUGUCCAGCAGUGACCCUGACCACACAUGUACAAUCAGUCCCAAUUUCGCUGGAUGUUGUUCUCUGCCUUAUGGUUAAAUCAAGCUGGCCGCCUUUCACAACCCAAGGCCUUAAAAUAGAGUGCUGGCUCGGGCAUAAAGUUAAGCAAGAUUACAAGCGAGAGCCAUAUUAUCUGGUCCCAAAAUAUGAGGGCAAGGGUACAGUGGAAAAUGAUGGUGUCCGUAAUAAAGAUGUUUGGAGAGUUUCAUUCUCUCACAUUGAGAAGGCCAUCCUGAAAAAUCAUGGAUCAAAGAAGACUUGCUGUGAACAAAGUGGAGAAAACUGCUGCAGAAAGUCCUGUCUGAAACUCCUAAAGCACCUGCUACAUCUGCUGAAGGAAAGGGAUUCUUCAUUUGACAAGUUUUGCUCUUAUCAUGCCAAAACUACACUCUUACAUGCCUGUUGCUUGCGAACUGAUGACAACAAGUGGAGAGUCUCAGACCUGAGCGACUGUUUCCAGGUGCUCCUGCAGGACUUUGAAGGUUACUUGGAAAAUGGUCAACUAUGCAACUUUUUCAUUCCAAGUCAGAACCUGUUCUCUGGUAUUAGAGUUUGCAAAGGUCUGUCCGAUGCUAUCAGGGAGGAACGCCGGAAAGGCUUUCCUAUUUUUAGGGAACAACUUAAAAAUGGAAAUUAAUUAAUGCACAUCUGGACUCGUGAUUUUUGUAAGUCCUAUAGUGUCUUGAUGCAUGCUCAAUCAAAUGCUGCAUCCAAAUAAACAGAAUCAACUUUUUUGGGAAGUCCCAUUGUGUUUACAAUGCCUCAAAUAAGCACAGGCAAUCCAGCAACUAUGCAAAUACAGUUUGUUUUACCGAUUUCAUUGCUUUAGUUAUCUUAUUUCCCCUUAAUCAUAUCUGUACAGUUGAAACUUUAAUUUGCAGCUUUGAGUUUUGAUGUGAUUUUGUUGUUUUCUGGUUUGCAACCCAUUUGUAAGAAAUGUUACUCGUAAAUUGAGAUUUAGGAGAACAAUAACACAAGUACUAAUAUACUUUUCUUAUUACAUGUUUCUUUAUUAUAUUCUGACUGAAUCCUUAAAUGUAUCGCUUUAUAUGGUCAAUGAAAAGGUGAUGUCGUUUGCUGAUUAAUAGCUGACAUAUUAAAAACACAUUACAUUUGUAA
Molecule: messenger RNA, 2762 nt
Organism: Maylandia zebra (zebra mbuna)
Lineage: Eukaryota; Metazoa; Chordata; Actinopteri; Cichliformes; Cichlidae
Gene: cgasa
Product: cyclic GMP-AMP synthase a
Biological process (GO): positive regulation of defense response to virus by host; negative regulation of double-strand break repair via homologous recombination; paracrine signaling
Cellular component (GO): nucleus; cytosol; site of double-strand break
Molecular function (GO): double-stranded DNA binding; chromatin binding; 2',3'-cyclic GMP-AMP synthase activity
Source: RefSeq, a predicted model, not a curated record